Molecule: messenger RNA, 1711 nt
Organism: Kickxella alabastrina
Lineage: Eukaryota; Fungi; Kickxellomycota; Kickxellomycetes; Kickxellales; Kickxellaceae
Exons: 4
Coding region: 260-1435 (391 amino acids)
Source: RefSeq, a predicted model, not a curated record
CGGCGACGACGCCAGCGACGGCGCCAGCGACGCCGUGCGCACCGAAAGCCCGCGUGGCGCCGCCAUAGCCACGGCCACAGCCACGGCUGCGGGCGCUUCGCAUGGGCUGCCGAAGGCCGACGACUCGGCAAUCUGCGGCGACCACACGGCCUGCGCCCGCGAAAGCGAUGCCUCGCUGCGGCUCUGCGGCCCACCGCCGGUGCCAGCGCCAACCCCGCCGACGCGCGCAGCCACGGAUGUCGGGCGACGACCGCCGAAUAUGGGCGUCCGCACGUGGCGCGCAGCCACCAGGGACAUGCUGGCGGCCUCGCCCAUGCCCAGGGCGCCGCCGUCGAACGACACGGUGGUGGCCGGCGUCACCGGCGCGCUGAAGUACUCUGCGGCGCCCAGCGACGACGACCGCGGCGCAAACACCGGCGAUAUGGCCGCAGGCCCAGGCCCAGGCGCACCCGAUCCUGCACCCGCACCCGCACCCGCACCCGAUCCCGACCCCGAUCCCGCCAGCGACCGGCGCGGCGCCCUGCUCCUGCGCCUCGUCAUCAUCCGCGCGACAGCUGGGAACUCGGCGGCGCUGGGCUGCACAUCGAGGCGCUCGAGAUCACGCAGGAUCUCCUGGAUCAUUUCAUACGAGCGCUCCGCCUGGCGCUGUAGCCCGCGCAGCACCGCGGCGCCCUCCUGCGCCUGCCGCGCCGCCUGCAGCGCCUGCGCCGCACGCGUCUGUGUGUCCGCCGCCCGCAUGCCCACGCGCCGCGCCGCGCCAAUUCCCGCUGUUUGCCGUUCGCACACUGCAGCGACGCGCACCGCGAUGUGCUCGCGGAAGCUGAAGCACAGACCAGUCAGUUCGGUCUCGUCCAGGUUGAGCUGCUCGGCCGUUGGCUCGAUGUACCGCGGCCCGCUGUGGAAAAGCCCCGAGAGCCGGUUGUUCGACGGAGCCAAAACAGGGCCGGAACCGCGCGAGCUUGUUCAGAGCGUCCAGGUCUGCGUCCAGCCGAGGCGGCAGCUGCACGCCGCUGAACACCGUGACGAUGCCCUGCUCCGACGACUGUGUUCGGCUGCGCGGACGGCCGACCUGCUGCUGCUGGUGGUGGCCGCCAUUCGACAGCGCGCGCGACGACCUGGUGUUCUUGACCAUCCGCGCAUGCUCAUCCUCGGCAAACUCAUCCGCGUCCUCCCUCUCGCCACCGCCGCCCCGCCGCCCACCAUCGACAGCAGCGAAAUGCGGCUGUCAUUGGCCGCGCCCGAGUGCAUAUAUGGGCUGGCGCCAAACCCACCAAUGGCGUUGGUGGCCGUGGCCAUAGACGGGCUCUGGAAGCUGCUCUCCUUGAAGCUGCUUCCGCUCAUCCCAUGCGACAAUCGCGACCGCGCCGUCGAUGGCCGCGCCGUGGCUGGCCGUGGCCGUGGCGGCGCUGCGAAAUCCAUCCCGCCACGCGCGUAGCCCUGGGACGUCGCUAGCGCCGUGGUUGAGGUUGCAGGGGAAAUCGCCGGCGGGAGCUGCGCUCGCCGGAUAUUUACCACGCCCAUGCUUUCGCGCCGCGGCAGGCUCCCGAGCUUGGGCUUGGCUGUGGUGGCUGCAGUUGUGGCCGUGGCCGUGGCGGUGCCGACACCUGGAUCUGCUGUGGCUGCGCGUCUGGCGCUGCCGCUGCCGCCGUUGCCGUUGCCGUUGCCGUUGCCGUUGCCGCCAUUAUAUCCUAUGUGUUUGCGCGCUCCUUCC